GCUAAAGAAAGUCGUAUCAUUUCUGAUUCCUCGGAGAUUGAAGAAUCCACGGAUGAAUCCUCAGAACUGAGUGAUGAGGAAAUUUCAGAAGAUUCUGACCAAAUGGUCACAGAUGAUUCAGAUGAAUCUACAAUUGCAACUAGAUCAAAGCGAAGGGUGAAUCGUGUUAAUUAUUCGGAUGAAAAGUACUUUAAAAGUCGUCUAGGUAAAGAUCCGAAUGAACUAAAAAAAAGGAAGAGAUCUUUCCCCGAAAAUAAAUUCGAUAAAAGACGUUUUAAACAUUUAUCAUCUAGACUAAACGAUUAUAGCAAGGAGGUUGAAAGUUUAGAUAAUACUGUAAUCGUUUCAAUAGAUAACUCUGAAUUUUAUGAAACCGUGGAUGAUGAACUUUUAAAAGAUAAUGACGAUGAUUCUAAUGAAGAAGAAUCUUUUACAGAAAGUUCGAAUAAAAAUUCUGAAGACGACGAUUAUUCUGAAA
This is a messenger RNA of Funneliformis mosseae, 478 nucleotides long. The record is from the annotation of a GenBank genome assembly. NCBI's taxonomy places the organism in Eukaryota, Fungi, Glomeromycota, Glomeromycetes, Glomerales, Glomeraceae.